AUGUUUUUAUUAUUUAUUAUUACCAAUUUCUCUUUUGGAUGUCAAAUAAAUGGUUAUGAAUCAGGUUUAUGUAAAUAAAGAUUCUUAAUAUCAGAAGAUAUUGAAUUUUGUAAUACAGAACUUAAUGAUUACAUUUGCGUUCCUUAAAUAAGAGUAAUAGUUAAAUUUAAUAUUAGAAUUUAUGGCCAGAACAUACUAUUUAAAAUAGAGAUAAAGAAAUUCGAUUAGACUUUGUAUCUUAUGUUAGGGAUAGAUUAGUUUAAGAAAUUAAUGGGGAAAUAGAUAUUGUUUUAAUAAAAGAUGAUACUUGCUAUAAAGCAUAUAAAUAAUUCUUAUGUUAAUGGAAUUUCCCUCCUUGUGAUUCAACCACAAAUAUAACUACUCCCAUUUGUUAGAGUUAUUGUACAUAAUAUUACGAAAAUUGUGGUUUGAAUUUAACACCCUGUUUACAAUACUUCUAAAAAUUAGUAUAAUAAAUUAAAUUAUUAUUUAAGAAACCAGGUUUAGAUUAAAAUUGCUGA
Molecule: messenger RNA, 521 nt
Organism: Paramecium sonneborni
Lineage: Eukaryota; Ciliophora; Oligohymenophorea; Peniculida; Parameciidae
Source: the annotation of a GenBank genome assembly